Molecule: messenger RNA, 1089 nt
Organism: Carassius carassius (crucian carp)
Lineage: Eukaryota; Metazoa; Chordata; Actinopteri; Cypriniformes; Cyprinidae
Exons: 6
Coding region: 61-1089 (342 amino acids)
Source: RefSeq, a predicted model, not a curated record
GAAAAAAUCUUGCACGAGUAUGACAAAACAAAGACAUUGACGGAUGCUACACGGCGACAAAUGGUAAACCUCCUGGUUGCAGACAUGAUGGAAGUACAUGGGAGAAUACCACCAACCCAUGUGCGAACAAAAUAUGCUGUUGGCAUCACCACUCUAUUUCCCAACCUUAGUGAUCCAUACUCUGGAAACGGAUAUGAACACUACUAUGAUGCAGAAAGUGGGUCUGGCUACUUGGCCUGGAGGAUAAAGACCGUCCAGCGCAACACUGCAGUUCAAUCUCGGAGAUGCUCCACCAGCACUACGUAUGGUCCAAAGAGCAAGAGGGAUUUUCUCCUGGCUGACAAGCAACUGUUCGGCGAGGAAUGCCGUGAGGCAAUAUCCUUAUUGAAACAUUCAACUGAUGUGUCAGUUGUCAAAGAUAAGAUGAUGGCAACAUUUCAAUACCGCCAGAUGCUAGUUCAGGACCAGCAAAACUCUGCAACAGUCUUGGAUGUGUUCCCGCGGUUUCUCGACAUCCCCGGCUUGAUUGACCAAGAUUUCACCAUGAUGUUUGGAGAAGAGGUUUCUGGCAGAUUUUUGGCAAAAUGGCCGACGUACUUCAAACCCAGGCUCCUGGCAGACUGCAAGAACCGGACUUCUAAUGAGCAUGUUGAAAAACUCUUGUCUGCGCAGCAAAACUCAAAUGAGUCUGGCUGGGACAGUGACCUGUCAAGCGUUCUACUGCUGGUUCACCUGCUCCCCCCUACGUCAAAAGGCCACAAGAAGAGUGCUAAGAUUAGCUCAUAUCAAGCUGUCAACCAUGUGGCGAGAUAUCUUAAGAUUGGAGCCAGUGUUGAGGCCUUCCUAGGGAGCUUGGAACCAGGACAGCCCUUCCUCCUCUGUGUUGGUGAACAGAAGAACAACAUUCAGAGGUUCUAUGUCAUCAUUGACAAGAAGGCCAUCCCUUGCAAGGCGCAAACAUCCCUGGCAGUUUUCGAUGAGCUUUUCAAGGCACACUUCAUCUUCAGUGUUAACUACCAUGAAUCCCUCAACAGCUUCUACACAUUCAUCCAAACCACAGUGUUUAACAUCGACUUGGGAAGUUUAUGA